This is a messenger RNA of Bactrocera tryoni, 858 nucleotides long. Its product is annotated as matrix-remodeling-associated protein 7. Bases 236 to 685 code for a protein of 149 amino acids. NCBI's taxonomy places the organism in Eukaryota, Metazoa, Arthropoda, Insecta, Diptera, Tephritidae. The record is from RefSeq and is a predicted model, not a curated record. The transcript is spliced from 3 exons.
GUUAAGUUUUCGAGUUUGUUUAUUUACCUUUAUCAACGCAAUUUUUUUGCCGCAAGUAAUUGAAUUAAAUAACAAUUGUAAUACAGAGAUUUUUAUGCAAUUUAUCUUUUAUCGGGUUGUCGUGUUUGUUUAUUUACUUUUAUCGACCAAUUCUUUUGCCGAGGGCGAUAGAAUUUAAACAUUUUUGUGUUUGCUUAAAAAUAUAAUAUAUUUUGUUAAUUAAAGAGCUAAUAAUAUGGGUGGACUAUUAGGCAUUGCGGAAAUUUUCGAUUCUUUCGAUAAUGUUUACCUUCUGAGCACUGUGACGAUGCUAGCUGCGGUUAUACUAGCAUUCUACUUUUCCAAUUUGGUGAAGGACAUUGGGUUGUAUGGCUCACGCUUGGAUCGUGAAGUGGAAGAGCAGCCUAAUCUACUGGCAACUGAAGGCGAUUUAUAUGAUUGCAGUGACGAAGACGACAUCGACACGGAUAAUCCGUUAGGUGAUGGACUGGUUGGUAAAAUGAAAUCAGCGCGGCUCAAAGAGUUGGAAGCUCAAUUGACGCGCGACCAAUUGGAGGAAGAACGCAAAAUCGAAAGAGAACAACUUGCGGCGAUUUUUGAACUAUUAAAAAAGCAAGAGGCCGACCUCAAUACGAAGGAAAUCGACGAGAGAGAGUUAGUUGCUCAACUAAAUUUGUAUCGUUAAGGCAAAAAUAAAAUGUCCCUGUUUUUUAGACAACACUUUGUCUAACAAGUCUGUGUAGCAAUAAGUAAAUAUAAGCAGUGUUUGCCUAGUCUAAUGUUCGUUAAAUGACGUAGUGUUUAGUAUAAUUGUAUGGUAUUAGCAAAUUUUAAUAAAAGUAACACUUAAUUAUUAUA